Miscanthus lutarioriparius is the source of this 2748-nucleotide messenger RNA. The record is from the annotation of a GenBank genome assembly. NCBI's taxonomy places the organism in Eukaryota, Viridiplantae, Streptophyta, Magnoliopsida, Poales, Poaceae.
AUGGCGCAAGCGGCGAGGCCACCGUCGUGGCACCCACCGAACCCUAGCCUAGCCGGCACCUUCCGGCUGGCGCCGGCUGCUCGCCGUCCCGACACGCCGCGGAGGGCCGCGCAGGACACACCUUGUGCAACAUGUGGUGAUGGUUCAGGGAUUUUUACCCGUUGUCAGUGCAAGCAGUACCCAAGACAGGAAGAAAUUCAUCACACUAAUGGGUCAACUUCCAGAGCCAAGGGAAUUCUAAGACCAGACUCUUCUGAUAAGCUGAAGACUCCUAGAUAUUCUGGCGGUACAUAUUCAAAACCCGAGGCACGAGUGAAGCUGAUUCCUGCAGAAGCCAUUACUUAUGUACAACAUCGGAAACCAUAUGGUAGAACUGUUGGCUCAGCUGGGUCACAAAAAAGGCAUUGCAGACGAAGUGUAACACCACCGCCAAGUUCACGUAAAGUAUCUCUUGUGGGAUCGACACCACUCACUCAAAAGCCUAUGCCAUCUGGUUCAUCCAAGAACCCGUGUUUAUUAUCUUCUAAAAGACUUGGGCAAACUGAAAAUGGACACCCAUCUGCUGGGGAGCACAUAAGUAGCUUUGUCACUCCCCGAAUCGCAUCUCUGAAGAACCCUGCAUCACCAAAUCGCAAAUCUUCACAACCUUCCAGUGCUAAUUUGAAUACUGAUGCUACUCCUAGAAAUAUUGACAGCAUGGACAUUACAAAGACACUCGCCGGGAGUUAUGGUUCGAGUAUUUUUCGUUCUCAGGACCAGAGUAGUCAAAAGCUGCCUGCUAGUUUACCAAAAGAGGCAGUGGUAAAUCCUGUGUCUCCUAGUCCCAAGCAAGUGCGUGCUCCACAUCCAAGUAAGGAUCCUCUUGGUACAAAGGCAGAACCUUCUUCUAAGAGUGUAGGCACACCUGAUAGUGGAAAGUUCUGUAAUAGAAUCAUCAAUUUAACUGCAAGUACUGCAGGUCCUGUCUUGCAAGCAUUAACUGUGGAGCCUGCUUUGUUAAGCCCAACAUCUGUGCUUAGUCAAAAGCCCAUGGAGGUGUAUCCAGAUACAAGAGCUGCAGCUCCAAUCAGGCAAGAACCAAGUGUGAAGCCUGUAUUGCUGACCCCAAUACCUGUUCACAGUGAAACUUCCACCGAUGUAUAUUGUAAUAGUAGAUCAAGCCCUAAUCCCAGCACAAAUUUGUUGAACAAGAAAAGCAAUCUGGCCACGCUGCAGCGCAAAGAUAUUUCUCCAAUACAUAGGCCACAGUCUAUGGCUUCUACAGAGCAUACUGCUUUGUCAAAAGAAAGAAACAUGGUGGACAAAAACAUUUCUCCGACACACAGCCAGUCCAUGAUUCAUACACAACUUACUUCACUGUCAAAAGAGAUUUCAGCAGCCUCAACUAAUUGUGACAGAUCUUCAGAAUACGCAGGAGAGCACAAGAAGCAUUAUCAAUCAGAGGCCCGUUGGAUGGGCAAAUUUCAUGUGUCUGGAGAGUUGACACAUACUUGUGAUGGACUUGAAGCCCAUUGCCCAGCUGUGAUGGACUGCAGAGCUUAUGAAGCUUCAAAGCAAAUGCCUGAAAUUUUAAAUUUAGAGGCUGUACCUCUUGACCAGCUGUGGCCAAAAAAGUUCAGGAUGAAACCCCCGGACGAUCAGGAUAUUAGACUAUGGUUUAUAAGCAGUCACCAAAGGCCACACAGGAGUUUUAAUCAUCUUGUUGACAAAGUUUCUUCUCAUAUUGGCCUGUUGACCAGCAUUGGUGAUGCUGAAUUGGCGAUAUUUUCAUCCAAGUUGCUCGCACCAGACUAUCAGAGGAAGAAUGAUGAAUUGUAUUUUUGGGGUGUCUUCGGGAAACAUCUGAGGAAGAAGUGGCGUAAACCCAACAAUCAUAUACAAAAUGUUAACAGAAAUUCCAGUCCACCAAAUGAAAUUUCUUGUGACAGAUCUGAGGAGAUAGGCAUGAAAUUGGAUGCAAUAAAAGGCAGGGAGAGACAGAAUGCCAUAUCUGAAAUUGGUGUGACAUUGGAUGCACGAGAAGGUGAAGAAAUAGACAAUACAAUGCAUGUCGCAAAAGACAGCGCUAUAGUGAGGGACAAUUAUGAGGGGAUUGCAGAGGCAUUGGAUUUAACAGGUGGCAAGGAGACUGAUAGGGACAAUGACUGCGUGGCAGUGCUCAGAACUCCUGAUUCAAACCCUGCAUCCAGUUGCACAGCUCCUGCUGCUUCACUUAACAGAUGCUGCAGUCAUGACUCUGCAAACAAGAACAAUUUUAGUUUAGAAGAUUCUGCAUGUCAACCUGCUGACAGAUCUUCGGCUAGCUCAGAGCUUAUGCUGGACAUGCCCCCUGGGUUUUCUCUAGAUGUGCCUCCUGGCUUCACAAAAGCUCACCGUCAGCUUCAGAUCAAAGAUACUCCAGUGUCUUAUGCCGAUGCUUUUACCAGUCUAGUCUUGGACUGUCCUCCAGGAUUUCCUAUUGAUAUUCCUCCUGGCUUUACUGAAGUUCACCGCCAGCUCCCUGCAAUUUCUUCUGCUAGACCAGAAGCUGGUGUUUCUAUCCAUGGCACUGAAACGAAGCCUCUCAUUAGGUUCUCUCUAAAUGUUCCAAGGUCUGUUAAAAUGGAAGAUCCUCCUGGAUUUACUGUGCAUGCGGUGAAAAAGGAGCCUUGGUUGCCUGUUCAUCAGAUCACAGAGAAGCAAACUCCAUCUCGUUUGACAUCUGGUGCAAUUUCUCGAAGGACAUGCGAUGUUGAUGAUGGCAUAUGA